Molecule: messenger RNA, 1929 nt
Organism: Mangifera indica (mango)
Lineage: Eukaryota; Viridiplantae; Streptophyta; Magnoliopsida; Sapindales; Anacardiaceae
Product: malate synthase, glyoxysomal
Exons: 4
Coding region: 58-1773 (571 amino acids)
Biological process (GO): glyoxylate cycle
Cellular component (GO): cytoplasm
Molecular function (GO): malate synthase activity
Source: RefSeq, a predicted model, not a curated record
CUUCUCGUAUUCAAUUCGAAAACUGUAUAACAAGCAUUGUUUUGUGAGAAAAGAAGCAUGAAGAAGAUGAUGGGCUCUGGUUCAAAUGUUCACCCAGCAACAGUUGCAGAAAACAUCAAUGCAUACGAUGAUGUUCCUCAGGGAGUAGAGAUUAGAGGCCGAUACAGUGAAGAGUUUUCAAAAAUUCUCACCAGGAAUGCUUUGCAGUUUGUUGCAGAUUUGCAGCGAGAAUUUAGAAACCAUAUCAAGUAUGCAAUGGAGUGCCGUAAAGAGGCCAAAAGGAGGUACAACGAAGGGGCGUUACCAGGGUUUGAUCCCGCAACAAGAUAUAUAAGGGAAGAGGAGUGGACAUGUGCGCCUGUUCCACCUGUUGUUGCUGAUCGGAGAGUGGAAAUCACGGGCCCGGUGGAGAGGAAGAUGAUCAUCAAUGCACUCAACUCUGGAGCUAAAGUUUUCAUGGCUGAUUUCGAAGAUGCACUCUCGCCCAGUUGGGAGAAUCUUAUUAGUGGGCAAGUGAAUUUGAAGGAUGCUGUUGAAGGGACCAUAAGCUUCCAUGACAAAGCCAGGAACAGAGUUUACAAGCUCAAUAAUAAGCCGGCUAAACUAUUUGUCCGCCCACGAGGAUGGCAUCUGCCUGAGGCCCAUAUCCUUAUUGACGGAGAGCCUGCAACUGGCUGCCUUGUAGACUUCGGUCUAUAUUUUUACCACAACUAUGAAGCCUUCCCGCGAAACCAGGGUGACGGAUUUGGGCCUUUCUUCUAUCUCCCUAAGAUGGAACAUUCGAGGGAAGCAAAAAUAUGGAACUCUGUGUUUGAAAGGGCAGAGGCGAUGGCAGAAAUAGAAACAGGGAGCAUCAGAGCCACUGUUCUAAUCGAAACCCUUCCUGCAGUCUUCCAAAUGGAUGAAAUUCUGUAUGAGCUUAGAGAUCAUUCUGUUGGCUUGAAUUGUGGACGAUGGGAUUACAUCUUCAGCUAUGUGAAGACAUUCCAAGGCCACCCAGAUCGGCUGCUACCAGACAGGGUCCAGGUUGGCAUGUCUCAGCACUUCAUGAAAAGUUACUCUGAUCUCCUCAUCAGGACCUGCCAUAGACGCGGCGUUCACGCCAUGGGCGGCAUGGCAGCUCAGAUUCCGAUUAAAGAUGAUAAGGCCGCAAAUGAGGCAGCACUGGAACUUGUUCGGAAGGACAAGCUAAGAGAGGUCAGGGCGGGGCACGAUGGCACUUGGGCGGCGCAUCCUGGACUGAUCUCAGUCUGCAUGGAAGUCUUCAGCAACAACAUGGGGAAUUUCCCUAAUCAGAUACAAACACUGAAGCGAGAAGAUGCAGUGAACAUAACAGAAGAAGACCUCUUGCAGAGGCCUAGAGGAGUUCGAACCCUGGAAGGUCUUCGUCUAAAUACCAGAAUUGGAAUCCAGUACUUGGCAGCGUGGCUUACUGGAACAGGAUCAGUGCCUCUUUAUAACCUUAUGGAAGAUGCUGCCACAGCCGAGAUCAGCAGAGUCCAGAACUGGCAAUGGCUGAAAUAUGAAGUGGAAUUGGACGGAGAUGGACUUGGAGUGAAAGUGAGCCGUGAGCUCUUCGGUAGAGUUGUAGAAGAAGAGAUGGCUAGGAUUGAAAGGGAGGUGGGGAAAGAAAAGUUCAAGAAGGAAAUAUAUAAAGAGGCCUGUAAGAUGUUUACCAGGCAAUGCAUGGCGGCCACACUAGAUGAUUUUCUGACUCUGGAUGCCUACAAUCAUAUCGUCAUUCUUCAUCCAAGGGAAUCAUCUAGGCUCUAAAAAGGGUUUAACCAUGCCAUUUUCCUUCUCAUUCUCAGUGUUUGUGUGUCUCUUGUGUUACAAUAACCGCCUGUUUUCAUAAUAGGUCCACUGCUCAAUAACCCUUCCUUCAGGGACAGUAAUAAAGCAAACUCAUUAAUUUCUUUUUAUAGUUAA